UAAGCUGCCCUUCGAAUUUAGCUAACUUUAACUUUGAACCUCUGUCACUGUAAAAAUUAAGUUAAAAUAAGAUUUAAUUUCAUUACCAAAAAUAUCAAUUUGAAGCUCACCGACGUAUGGUACUAAUCUCAAUGGGAUUAAUUCACGCUCUGCACAUCUCCCUAAGUAUUGAGGUAAAACAUCAGCCCAAAAUCACGUUCCGUACCAUUUUUUUGAGUGUCUGCAAAGAAGAAUGGUUUCUACACUUCCGCACAAGGCCCUUUGGUAGACAAAACGAAUUCUUAGCGGCAUAAGUCACAACAAACCAUUUCGAGUCUCGUCUGGAGUGGUAGGCAAGAUGACUAGGGAGUUUCCCAUUUCACAAGCGCCGUGCAACCUCUUCUCCCUACUGAAGCGUUUUGUAGAAUCUCUGUCGGCGUCACCAUAAAGAGAAAGAGAGAGAAAGCGAUCGUUUCUGUUUGGCAUUUCGUUUGUAUGGCUUCACGUAAAACAUGGUCGAGCCUUCGAAAAGGGCGAAAUCUACCUGUCCGACUGUACGACAUACCCUGGGUUGAUGGGUAGAUUAAAAGGACGAACGGGUGUGGACUUACAUCACCGGUAUAUGACCAGUAAUGGCGUCAAAACUAAAUCCCACCACCAGUUAGGGGUAGGAGGAGGGUGUGCGGACAAUAUACAUCGGAGAAAAGAAUAACGGGUGACAUUCUAAAGUAGGAUAAGCUGCAUCGUUUCAUGCAUCGUUUGAAACCCCGUUUGCCGACAAACGAGCGUGCGUAUGUGUGUAUGUAUGAGUGUAUGGAAAACAGGUUUUUCACUUUCCUUCCGAUGCACCAACGUACAGCAAGGGAUGUAAAGGUUACACAGAAGCAUGAAGAGAAGAAGGGUUGUAACUGGUCCGCCAUGUACGACCAAAGGCAUAACGUUACCGCACACACGUGCUCGUGUGUAUGUGAGUGGAAUUUAAAAAUCGAAAGCAACGACAAAACAAGAAAAAAACACACAUAAAAAAAUUAUUUAAAAGCCAAACAUUGAAUAGUUUAAACUGCACGCUCGAAUGGUGACGGUUUGGAAUUCAUCUCGCAGGAAAAACAGGUACCGUUUCCAUAGCAACCGGUACGUUAUCGUUCACAUUCUUUACCCUUUGCUGUGACAGUGUGUGCGUACAAUCGUUGCUACGCACAGCAUCCUUCGAGCAAGUGUGUGUGUGGGUUUGUUUGUAGCUGGUUUUCAUCUCAAAAAAGUGCGUGCUCUUUGUCUCUCACGCUUUGCGGAGAUCGGAAACACAUAUUCUACGUGCUCGCUCGCACUCUCACCAUAUCGCCCGGUAUGUACGGUAGUAUUGGUGAGGAUGCCGUGCGUUUUAUGUUUUUUCGUGGAAUUGUUUGUACCACUGCGGGUGAAGAAUUUCAUUUUCUAUUGUGCCGUUUGCGUGUGCAGGUGCCGUGUUUGCUGCUAGUUUAGAAAAUUGUGAACACUAAAAUUAAACAGUGCGUACGGGCAAAGUAAUUCCGAGGCCACAGUGUAGAGAGAAGUUUGCAGUGAUUUGUUUGCUUUGCAAAAUUUGAGCGCGUUUUGAAGAAGACCGUUGCAAAAAAAUCACGGUCUUGCAGAAUCAUCACAUCAAGUAUCCGCUUCCUGCACAUCCGGGGUGGUCAAUAGGAAAAAAAAUCACCGAGCCUAGCGAAGGAUAACGCACGCAUAUAUUACACACUUUGUCCUUUGUGCGCAGUGUCUGCCAGUUCUGGUGCCACUCUUCCCUACGCAGGAUGUGGCUGGUACGGGUGAAUUUGCUGCUCAUUACGCUUCUUAGCGUAGCAUUACCGCUGUCAAGCGCCCAGCAGGCGUCUUCGAGCCCGAGCAUCGUUUUUAUCAGCCCGGAGCAAAUUAAAGACAUUGGCGAACAAGUGACGCUUAACUGUUCGAUCGCGAACGUGAAGAACUACAUCGUUGGCUGGCAGAAGAGCAAUCGCGAUCGGACGAAGGAAAGCAACAUCAUCUCGCUCGGUGUGCAGCUCGCCGUGACGGAAGAUCGAUUCCGGCUGAACUUUACCAAGGAAAACAAUGCCGCUAACUACGUGCUGGAGAUUCACGAUAUCGUCAACACGGAUGCCGGUUUGUACGAGUGCCAGAUUCAGGUGAACAGUACGAGCAAGAUCACGAAAACGGUCGAACUUCAGGUACGGCAUCCACCGAUGCUGCUCGAAAACCAGCACACGAACACGCUCACAAAGGCGGAAGGUGAAGAUGCCCAGCUCGUGUGCCGUGCCGAAGGAUAUCCACGUCCUUCCAUUACCUGGCGCCGUGAGUACAGUGCUAUCCUGCCGAUCGGUGGCCAAACGUACACCGGCAAUGAGCUACGGUUGAAUGGGCUUCGCCGGGAUGACCGUGGCACGUACUACUGUACGGCCGACAACGGUGUGGGUCGAACCGAUACGAAGACGAUCACGCUCGAGGUAGAGUUUGCACCGGUCAUUCGUGUACCGCGCCCGAAAGUAGCUCAAGCAAUCGAUUACGACAUUGAUGUGGAGUGUGUAGUACAGGCCUUUCCGGCCCCGGCCAUUGCCUGGUACCGAGAUGGCAAACAAAUCCACAACGGUGGUUCGUACAGUAUCUCACAGAUUGGUUCCCCGGACGAUGUAACGAUGUCGGUAGUGAAGAUACAUUCCGUUGCGUCCGAACAUUAUGGUGACUAUGUGUGCAAAGCUACCAAUAAGGUCGGACAAGCCGAGGCUCGGUUGAAUCUGUUCGAGCAAAACGUUCCCAACAUUAAUUAUUCCGGUUUGAAAUGGACCAACGAUUGUACCUCAACACGGAAAGUUGUGCUCAGACAUAUGCUUAUCGUUGUAACAACAUUGCUGCUAGCAACGCUCUUGUGAAGAGGUCGUUGGAAAACGGGUGGCAUUCAGGGUAAUACUUGGCGCCACGCGUGCUUACUCGGCUUCUUGGCCAGAACUGGGCGAUGAUUUAAUUUUCUCUACGGAAACCUAUCAUUCAGUAAAACGAACCUCAUGAAUCUUUGAAGAUAAUCAGGAACAGCUAUUCUCUAUCUCUCUCUUUCUCUUUCACUUUCUCACACACACUACUCUGGAGAUCGAUAGUUUAGAAACAUUAGAGCGUCUACUUUUAAACAUCCCAUCAUAUCCUUCCUUAUUGGGCAUUUUUCAAUGAAAGAGCCUACAUAAUAACUAAAGUGCAAAAGCGAAGUACAUUCCCGAAAUCGACAGAAGCAAAUGGAUGAAUCCGACGAGGGCAUAUCCCGCCACCCGGCGGCCGUAGGCUGUUUGAAGCGAUGGUACAAUUUUAUUCAUACAAAAACAAAAGAAAACAUGCGACCAAGCUAGUAGAUCGUAGGUAGUAUUGUGGAAUAGAAUGGCGGUAUAUUUUGUGUGCGCAUAUUCGUAUUGGCGUAUCUUAGAGAUGGAAAGCAAAUUUCGAAGCUAGAAAACAAUUUUUAACAUUAUGUCUUGACCUUUUCGUCACUAGGUAAAUGGUAGAACAAAAAAUAACAACACAAAAAAGAUAAUAGACAGCAGGGACGAUUCGAUGGCAUGAUUUAGCAGGCCAUUCCUUUUUUUCUGACUACUCUCGUUAGGCUAAGAAAUUAUGCAAUAGUUAAACAACAAACACCGAAGAAAGCGUACAUUUGGAAUAAAAUCGAAACAUUGCUGUACAGCGCAUAAUGGAGUUUUGUUUUUUUAUGUUAUGAACUUUAGUACACAACUAAAACCCAACAAAUCUAAAUUUUAAAAUAAUCAGGCGACACAGAUGCCGAAGGACAACACCAAUAAGAGGCUUUCUAUUUACGUGAUUGUCUAACAAACGUGAUGAUAGAUCAAAGUGCAAGGUACUUAUGGUUUAGAGUAGAAGAUUAAAAAAAGCGCGAUGGAUAUUGGUAAAUAUUGAUUAAAUUCCUUUUAGUCUGUACUUUUAUAAUCAGGAGCUAGUAUCUAUCUUUCCAAUCCAUUCCUAAUAUUUCCUGGUAUAAAACAAACAGAUUCAUAAAAGACAUUUUCGAUAUGUUACCUGCAGAUCUUGAUGCUUUAUGUGGAAAGCUUC
Messenger RNA from Anopheles funestus (African malaria mosquito), 4053 nucleotides. Its product is annotated as lachesin-like. NCBI's taxonomy places the organism in Eukaryota, Metazoa, Arthropoda, Insecta, Diptera, Culicidae. The coding region runs from base 1764 to 2873 and encodes 369 amino acids. Gene Ontology annotation, molecular function: cell-cell adhesion mediator activity. The record is from RefSeq and is a predicted model, not a curated record. Gene Ontology annotation, cellular component: plasma membrane; axon. Gene Ontology annotation, biological process: dendrite self-avoidance; homophilic cell-cell adhesion; axon guidance. The transcript has 5 exons.